CGCGGGAGCCUGAGGAAUUCAAGCCCCGCCUCCUCGUUAGCCGUGCUUUCCUUGCCGGCUGUUGCUAGGCGGGGGCAAGAGGCGGCAGCUCCGUGUAGGCGGCAAGUUGUGAACUGUACGUUCCAAGCCAUCCCCAACUCCAAUCCCUAAGGAGAAAUACUGACUAGAUUCUGAAGGCUCUGCAUCAGUAAGAUUACUUCUUUGUAGGGAAAUGAAAAAGUCCUCAAAUACAACAGGUACUGGUGCUCCAAAAUCAGAUAGUCAGCUCCCAGAAAAAAUCCACAAGACACAAUCGGCACGUGCUGCAAAGAUAAAGGCAAGAAAAGAAGAGAUUUCAGCAACAAAAAUACAGAAAGCCUGGUUCACUUAUGUGGACAAAACAUUGUUUAAACUCCUAAAACACACUGUUUGUGCAGCGGAAUAUUGUGUGGCGCAUGAACUGCUGAAGAAAGUAAGCCCCAUAGAAGCUGCACUUGUUAAAGAUCCGAGCAUGAAGUGUAAAGUCAGGUUCAGAUUUGGUGGUGAAACGUUUCCACCUUUUAUCGUGUUCAAAAUUUUUUUUAAAAAUGAUGGCCAUGGUUACAAGUAUUUCAGUGGGAAAGAUUUACUAAAGCCGUCAAGUAAGGCAGUGGCUGAUGCUUACAAGAUAAUGGGGGAAAGGAAAUUUUGUCAACAAAUUAUGGAAGAUGAGCAUCUUUUCCAGAAAUUCAAAGUAACUGAUCGCAUGGAUGUUGUCACAGUGCAAGAUUACAUGCAAGUAAGGAAUUUGGAUAUAGAUAUUAAAAAGGCUUGCCUGACCCUAUUCUCUAACAAGAAAGAAUCAUAA
This is a messenger RNA of Mesocricetus auratus (golden hamster), 826 nucleotides long. RefSeq lists its product as uncharacterized. The transcript is spliced from 7 exons. NCBI's taxonomy places the organism in Eukaryota, Metazoa, Chordata, Mammalia, Rodentia, Cricetidae. The record is from RefSeq and is a predicted model, not a curated record. Bases 212 to 826 code for a protein of 204 amino acids.